AUGGCUUCCUCAUCUGGCAACGAUGAUGACCUCACUAUACCCAGAGCUGCUAUCAAUAAGAUGAUCAAAGAGACUCUCCCUAGUGUCCGGGUGGCCAACGAUGCCCGGGAGCUGGUGGUGAACUGCUGCACUGAAUUCAUUCACCUUAUAUCUUCUGAAGCCAAUGAGAUCUGCAACAAAUCGGAAAAGAAGACCAUCUCACCAGAGCACGUCAUCCAGGCACUAGAAAGUUUGGGCUUUGGCUCUUAUAUCAGUGAAGUAAAAGAAGUCUUACAAGAAUGCAAGACAGUAGCAUUAAAAAGAAGAAAGGCCAGUUCUCGUUUGGAAAACCUUGGCAUUCCUGAAGAAGAGUUAUUGAGACAGCAACAGGAAUUAUUUGCAAAAGCUCGACAGCAACAAGCAGAGUUGGCCCAGCAGGAAUGGCUUCAGAUGCAGCAGGCUGCCCAGCAGGCACAGCUGGCUGCUGCCUCAGCGGGCGCGUCCAGCCAGGCAGGGUCUUCUCAGGACGAGGAGGAAGAAGACGACCUCUGAGGCUCACCGGCCGAGUUUCUGCUUCUUCUGUCAGUGUUUCUCCCUGCACGAGAGACCGUGAAGGAAGUGCUUAUCUGUAACUGCGUAUGCGUCUGGGUGGACUUGCCAUUGGUAUUCUAGGGAUGUCUGCUGUUGAGUUUCAUCUAUUGUGCGCUGUUCGUGUAAAAAAUGUCUCUUUGAACUAUUGAAAAUUUAAGGUUCAGUAUAAUAUCAAUUUUGAAUUUUUAAUGGUGUUUAUGAAAUUUUAGAUAGCGGUGAGUCCUUUAUUUGAUCAAUAAACAGUGUUACAGAAAACUUCAAGUUUAUAAAAAUACAGUGAAAUUUAUACAGAAACUCUAAAUCUGCAUUUGCAUUUCCUCUUCCCUUUUAACUAAACUAAAAAUUGGGAAUUUUAAAUUAUUGAGGAGAGGAUGCUGUGUGAUGGAGUAGACAUUAGAUCAGGUUGGUGAAAAAACAAAGUUCAGUUCUAUAGUAUCUGAAUUUUUUGUCUUUUAAAAUGAGUAUAUAUACAGGCAAUAAAUAUAUAUAUGCUCAGAUAAAUAUACUUGUUUAAAAAAGAAAAUCCCAAAACAAGACAUUCAAAAAUUAGGAAGGAGUGUGUUCAGUAGUAGUUGUAAAAUUUGGUAGGUUAUGUUUUUUAUUUUGUUUUUGUUCUAUGUAGAGGUAAAAACCUCAGUUUUAUUAUGGCGUAAUUCAUCUUGAGCUACACGAUUGCAUUUCAGAAGCUACCCAGCUUUGAGGACUGUCUUGAUUCUUAGUAUUUCACUCCAAUAAUUGUUAAUAGUAUUACUUGCUUAGUCCAUCCAUGUUUACUGGAACUUGUGAAACAAUUGCUUGGGUUCCGUUGGUUUAACUGAGGUUCAUGAAUAUUCAAACCUUUGCUUGGGAAAGAAGUGAAAGUUAAUGAGCAUGCUUGCUGUAAAAGAGGAAUUUUUUUUCUUGUAAUUUAACUUGUAGUGAUAGUUUACUUAUUGUUUGUUUUUAGCAUUACUCCUGCAGUUUCUUGACUAGAUGGCCUAGAGUGUCCAGUGCUUCCUUUUGAAAUGGCAUCACUGUCUCCAUCUUAAUUGAGUGAUAGCUUUAAAAAUGAUUGGUUUUGUUCUGUUUAAGAAAGCGUGUCAUGAUUGAUCAGCCCUAUAUGAAACAUAAGUAGUUUUCAACCUGCUCAUUAAAUGGAAGAAGCUUUAAUUUGGUUCUAAUAAAUAAAGGAUGGUAGUGAUUUUUAGGGAAUUUGGUGUGUUGAAGAAAUGGCAUAUUAUUUAUAUUUUAGAAACAGAAUGGAAAAGCCGCUUAAGAUAGUAUGAAGUAAUCUAAAUCUAUGUCAGUUGCCAAAUCAUUUAAAUUUCUAUAUCCACCGAGCCCAAAGAUAGACUGCGGCUGCUGGGAUUCCAGUUUUAAUUGAAGAGCUAAUAAGUAAGUAAAGUUUACAAGUAUUAGAUUUCUUAAUAAUCAUACUUUGCAGUUUUAGAAAAAGUGAAAUAUUGUCACGCUUCCUCCAUGCCACAAGUAGGUGACUCUUGCUGAACGUUUUGAGUUGAAACUGGCAUUGUAUCCAUGAAGUGCGUUUGGACAAGAUAGAAGGGAUUGUUUUUUUAAAAGUUUAAGUACCAAAGGUAGUCUAGUCUAAGAAGUAAUAAGUUAUGUGUCGGCUUUUCUAAUUUGUACUGUAACACCUUACACUUUCUAUUUUAAGUGUAUAUGUUUCUUAAGUAAACAACUUAGAUAUUUUUCCAUACCUUUUUUUUUUCUGAUGCAGAGUUCAGGUUAAUUAAUAUUUUACUGCAUCUGAUAAUGUAUUAAAUGUUUGAAUCCUAGUGACUUUUCAUUUUGACAUUCUUGUGAUUUCAUAUGCUGUAUUCUUCAAGCAAUAAAAUCUGAUGUGUUUUAUA
This is a messenger RNA of Camelus dromedarius (Arabian camel), 2420 nucleotides long. RefSeq names its product down-regulator of transcription 1 (gene DR1). Lineage: Eukaryota; Metazoa; Chordata; Mammalia; Artiodactyla; Camelidae. The transcript has 3 exons. Gene Ontology annotation, cellular component: negative cofactor 2 complex. Gene Ontology annotation, molecular function: TBP-class protein binding; RNA polymerase II general transcription initiation factor activity; protein heterodimerization activity. The coding region runs from base 1 to 531 and encodes 176 amino acids. Gene Ontology annotation, biological process: RNA polymerase II preinitiation complex assembly; negative regulation of transcription by RNA polymerase II. The record is from RefSeq and is a predicted model, not a curated record.